Paramuricea clavata is the source of this 1776-nucleotide messenger RNA. Lineage: Eukaryota; Metazoa; Cnidaria; Anthozoa; Malacalcyonacea; Plexauridae. The record is from the annotation of a GenBank genome assembly.
AUGGCGCUUAGCAAAAAGCAAUUAUUGCUUUUGCAUGUUGUUAUUGUGAAGUCGAUGAAAACGAUGUAUCAAAUAUUUAAAACAGUUUUGGGUAAGACCAAUAUUCCAAAUGAGAGCACAAUUAAGUGAAAUUUUUACACUAGUUAAGACUGUUAAAGAGUUACAGGAGGAAGACCACGAAGGCUACUUCAAUUAUUUCAGGAUGUUACCAAACCAAUUUGCCGGAUUAUUUACACAAUUUGGUAAAGCCACUAAUUUAGAAGCCCAAUAAAAACUAUUACAAUUUCUAUCACUCCAUCUAGCCGCCAUUUUGAAAACAAAUUUUCAUGUGACUGUAUACUGUUUUAUGAUUGGUUUAUUAUUGCGAUCACUCGCAGUGAGUAAAAAAAAAGAUUCAUGAAAUCCCACUCGUUGUCUGUUGGAGCAAUGACUCUGAUAUGAAAAGCAUCAAUGACACCGAUUACAUAAACGAAAUUUGCAAUUUCAUAUAGACUAUGCAACCUCGUACCCAGGCUCUUUCCACUAAGGGCCUCGCUGGAGGAAAGACCCUGGCGCAGGCUGGUCACAUGUCUCCCAGAUUUUGGGAGAUGACAAAAUUUUUACAUAAGGCAUGUGGUAAAAUAUAAAUUGGACUGUAAUCAUCUUUUUAAAAAUAUUAUAAAAAAUCCAUUGUCAAAUUGUCAUUUCACCUUUUGCUUUGUUUUCUAGAUUUUACACAUGUUGAUGCAGUUCUUCACGCAAGUCAUUUCCCUGGCUCACACACAGGAGUUAAUAUUGCUGAGAUGUUCUGCAAGAUAUGCGCAAGCUGGAAUAUCCACAAAGCUCGCCGAGAACUUCUUGUUCGAGACAGGGCAGCUAAUAUGUUCGUGGGCAGUGAUUUGGCUGAAAUUCCAUCUAUUCACUGCACAAUCCACCAACUUCAACUUGUUAUCGAAGAUGCAAUCCUGUCUCAACUUGCAAUCAUUGACCUGUUGGCCAAAGGUCGCAGGCUGGUGACCCACUUUAACCACUCAGCACUUGCUCGCAAAGAGUUGAAGAUGCUGCAAGAAAAACAAGGCAAGGUCCUACUUUUGCCCAUUCAGGACGUCCCAACCCGGUGGAACAGCGCAUACCUGAUGAUGGAACAUAUGGUUAAAUUGAAGCUUGUAUGUAUCUGAUCACAAUGGCCUACCCACAAUUACUGCAAAUGAAUGGCAACUCAGUGAACUAUUUCUUCUUAUUUUGAAGCCUUUUUUUAUUUAGCCAAAGGGAUGAGUGCUGAAUAUUCUAUACUUUCUAGUGUGAUCCCCAACAUAGUUACCCUCAAGUUAUUUUUGUCCAAGAUAGUACAAGAUGAUCAAGGUGUGCAGACAACCCAAGAAUCCCUUCUACAAGCUCUUCAAAACCUUUUCCACCUUAGAGGGUCCAAAUGAACUGAAUAUCAGGAAGGAUAAGCACUAUGUCACUGUGACAACUAUCGAUCCACAAUACAAGAAUACUUUUUUUCAAGACACGGAAAAGGCCAAAGCCUGGCUGCUUGAACAGCUGGUUAAAGUUCACAGAGGUCAUCUUGUACAAGAGAAUUUGGAGGAGGUUUCCACUUCAGAUGGCAACCAGAAUGACAACUCUUUCCAUGCUGGUCCAGAUCAUGUUUUGAUGAUAACAAACCAACACAAAGUCGAAGAAGCUACCAACUCGAAAAGGGAACAAGGUGAACAAUCUUGUCUUGUGUCAGCUGCAGAAGAGGUGGACAUGUUCAUGAUGCUGCCACUGCUCCCUCAAACUGUUAAUCGAUAG